Molecule: messenger RNA, 1548 nt
Organism: Eriocheir sinensis (Chinese mitten crab)
Lineage: Eukaryota; Metazoa; Arthropoda; Malacostraca; Decapoda; Varunidae
Product: hatching enzyme 1.2-like
Exons: 7
Coding region: 286-1215 (309 amino acids)
Biological process (GO): proteolysis
Molecular function (GO): zinc ion binding; metalloendopeptidase activity
Source: RefSeq, a predicted model, not a curated record
CCGAGGACUCUGGGAGCUCACACUCGCUCCUAAGUGACAGAGGAGCACCCCCAGUGACCGCAGUAACAGUACCAGGAGUUGCAGACAACGUUAGCGUCUCUGAGUUGAACGCCACAAGAACUAACAGCAGCAGCAGCAGCAGCAGCAGUGGAGAAUCACCUUAAUUAAACGAAGAGGAGUUAGCAACAACCCGCCAGUAAAAGGCAUCUGAAAUUAGUUGAUCGACGGGCGACCUUCCGCGUCUUUGCCACCCCCACACGCCGCUCCGCGCCGCUGUCAGCCACAAUGGGCGCCGUCUCCGCAGUGCUCUGGUGGACGGUCCUCGUCGUGGCGGCAAGAUCAGCUGCUGGGAGGCACACAUUCCUAGACACCUCCAGCAAACUUGCUGAACACGACAUCCUCGGCGCCCCCAUCACAGAGGAGGAAUUCAAGGCCAGCCUGACACUAGAAAUUAUAGAGCCUGCCGAGGAUCCCACCACGAAGUCUGGCCACUUUCAGGGGGACAUCAUAUUAGAGUCCGAAGACCAGCUGAUACAGAUCUUUGAAGAUCACCCGGAUGCACAGAACAGCGCCACCAGCAACGAAAACAAUCUGUGGCCCGGAGGCGUGAUUCCCUACGUCAUAUCUAGCUCCUACAAUUACAGAGAGAGGCAGGUCAUCGCGCGAGCCAUGGAGGAGCUUUCUUCCGAGACCUGCCUCACCUUUGUGCCGAGAACCUUCCAUUACGACUACAUACACAUCUACAAAGGAUACGAUUGCUCCAGCGCAGUCGGGAGGAACGGAGGUAGGCAACGGUUGAGCCUCGGAGAUGAUUGUAUGUACGUCGGUAUUGUGAUCCACGAGCUCCUGCACGCCGUUGGGUUCUGGCACGAGCAUACCCGUUACGACCGUGACGACUACGUCUACAUUAUUGAGGAGAACAUUAUGGACAACAAAAAACAUAACUUCUAUAAGCAAUCCAAAAGAAGCAGCACUGACCUCGACCUCCCCUACGACUACGCCUCCAUCAUGCACUACAAAUCCACAGAGUUCGCCAUCGGAGACGGGCCGACCAUUGUGCCCUAUUCGCCCUAUUUCAACGCCUUUUUAGACGUUGAGAUUGGGCAACGCAGGGGGCUGUCUGACUUGGAUGUGGAGGGAGUGAAGCAGCUGUACAAGUGCCCAGUACGUAUAGUAUACCAGCCUCCCCGCCAAACAGGCUGGUUCUGGUGGUAACUCCGCGGAGGCGCCGAUUUUCGCAACAGGAUUGUAGGAAACUUGUUUUUCAUAUUUUCAUAUUACUCAUAUGAGUACUAUCACUUUUGUUACUAUGAUUAUCACUAUCCUAUCACUUGUACUAUUUCAAAUUUAUUGUUGCGGGAGACCACGUCACGUGUCGCAGGCUAGGUUAGCGAACAAUGUUAAUAAAACUGUGUCCGUGCUAGACCUCCUUCUUGAAUGGCUCGGAAAAUAGGUGGCAUACGGAACAGCGUGUGUGUAUUUGACACGUAGUAUAUUAAUGAGUUUUUUUUUAUAAAUGUGCUUAAAAAUGUCAAUAAACAUACCAAU